Molecule: messenger RNA, 2225 nt
Organism: Portunus trituberculatus (swimming crab)
Lineage: Eukaryota; Metazoa; Arthropoda; Malacostraca; Decapoda; Portunidae
Exons: 2
Coding region: 183-854 (223 amino acids)
Source: RefSeq, a predicted model, not a curated record
UGUGUGUGUGUGUGUGUGUGUGUGUGUGUGUGUGUGUGUGUGCGCAUGAGUGUAUAUAAGAAGCAAGUACGUCACAGGCCUCAGACCACUUACAGACGAGAUUGAGGACACUGGGUAGGCAGUUCAGUAAGGGAGACACAAAUUAUUAAUACACAAAGGAUCGUCCUGCAUGCCCAACUGAGAUGCGGAGAGGAGGCCCCUACAAAAAUAAAGGAGGAGCAGGAUCUAGUUGGGGAGCAGGAUCUAGUUGGGGAGCAGGAUCUAGUUGGGGAACAGGAUCUAAUGAUGCAACAGCAGGUAGUGGACGUGGAUUAUACGACCAGAGAAAGUAUGAAAAGUACCAAGAGUCACACUCAUCUAAGUAUUACAAGCACGAUCCAGACAAACCUUACAACCACGUACUAAACACGACAGGAUGUAAAGCAUUUUCGAUAAGAAAAUCAGGCGACAAAACACCCCAUGCACGAGUUCCGGGAUUCCCAGGGCAGACAAAAGUAGUGGUGGAGAAUGCGGGGUUCCAGGAAACAGGCCGGAACCAGGAAUGGAAUAAGGGUCACGGCCACGCUAUGCUCACUGGCAGGAAAGACAACAACCGCUGCGAGCCCCACCACAUGGAUGGGAUGGUGAGAAAGGUUGUGACGCAGGUAGGAGACAAAACAAAGACGAAUUAUCACGACAGACAUGGAAAUUGUUACUCAAAGGUUAGCAGUUCCCAGAGUGCCGGUGUAGUAUCCGGACUCUCAUCCAACACACACCAGUUUCCACCGGUCACGUAUGAAAAAAGACAAAGUCACGUGAAGGGCUGGCACUUUGUUCAUUUCUGCCAAGGAGGGCCACCAUUGACUGACGACUAACGAUCAUUAACAUGGAACCACUGGGCAUUUAUUGGCCCAGUACUGGGUGUCCAUGCAGACAACUCAACAUUGUCACCAUACCUGCCAAACCCGCCUCUUACAGAAAUGCAUUAAACCAUCUGAUAACAAACAAAACAGGCUUACCACAUAAAUGCAUUUCCCAGAUUUUAAAAUGACACAACACGAUCAACCAGUUUUAUAAUAAACAGCAGAAGAAUACAGAUAAUGAAAGCAUAUUAUACAAACAUUUGAAAUUAACAGAUAAAAUGAAAAUUGCAGAAUCUUUUAAUGAUUAUUACACAAAUGUUGGAAUAAAUAUGGAAGAAAACUUACCACCAGCCGCAACAGACCCUCCCUCUUUUUUGACAGGAGGCUAUCCAAACUCAAUUGCAAUCCCAGUAAUCUUUCCACAAGACGUCAUUCGAGUCAUUAACUCAUUAAAAACAAAGAGGAAGUGUACAUAACUAUCUGUCCAUACUUGUAAGACAAAUAGUCAGUAUUUAGCUCAACCUUUUGCCUUAUUAUUCAAUCAAUCUAUUAGAAGUGGUAAAUUUCCACAAUUAUUGAAGCAUGCCACUGUAAUUCCCAUACAUGCAAAAAGGACCUACAACUGAAUUGAGUAAUUAUCGUCCAAUAUCUUUAUCACUUCUAAUGUUAUUACUUAUAUAUUAAUAUUAGUAGUAGUAAUAUCAUUAUUAUUAUUAUCAUUAUUAUCAUUACUAUGACUGUUAUGAUUGCUAUUAUUUUACUAUUAUUAAAAUUUUUAUCAUUUUUGUUAUUAUUAUUAUUAUUAUUAUUAUUAUUAUUAUUAUUAUUAUUAUCAUUAUUAGCAUUAUUAUUAUUAUCAUCAUUAUUACUAUUAUUAUUAUUUUAUACUUAUCAUUUUAAUGUUAUCGAUAUUAUAAAUAUUAUUUGUAUCUCUUAUCAGAACAAUUAACAUCCGUCUAUCCUGUCUUUAACAACAAAUAAAUACUAAUUUUUUUUUCCAUAAAUAUAUUAUCAUCAGGGGCUACAAAACACAUUUAUGUUUAUUUUCUAUAAUCAGGGACCUUCAUGUUAUGCACAUAAAGCAUGUAUAUAAUGGUAUUAAGUGCUAAAAUAUAAAAUUAUGUUAACUUCCUAUUUUAGGGGUUUUGCAUGUUAUAUAUAUAUAUAUAUAUAUAUAUAUAUAUAUAUAUAUAUAUAUAUAUAUAUAUAUAUAUAUAUAUAUAUAUAUAAUGUAUAAGUUAAGGAGACAAAAUAACGUAACGUAAAGUUGUUGCUUGAAAAGGCUACACCUUUAAAUGAGCUGCCUUGGAAAAUAAAGAUUGUAUAAUUAGUAAUCAUGUAUUUCAUGUUAGUAAGGCAUAAUAAAAUGUUCAAAUGUUCAUA